AUGGACUGGGAUAUCGACAUUACCGCAGUGAUGGCCGAGCAGGAUGAUAGUGACCAGGAUUCGGGCCAUGCCAGUGAUGAGGUGAGCCAAGCCUACUCCGAUACAUCGUUCAUUGAGGAAAUCAUGUUCGUCGCUUCAGCAGCGCACGAAGGUGGUAGUGACGCAGAGAACGAUGCACCGAUAGCUCGCUGUAUCUUCGAGGAGGACCAGCAGAAGGAAGCCACCGACGGUGAAUCCUUUAACGAGCGUGCCACAUCGCAACAACACCCAAAUGGCGAAUGGUGGUGUGAGGUUUGUGGCAAGACACAGAACCGAAACCGUCGUCGGUGUGAAACGUGUCACCGGCAUCGUCAACGUCACUCGGUGGCUGGCCAUCAGCAGUCCUUCAGCUGUUCACACUGUGGCAAACAGUUCCGGCGCCGGUUAGCACUCACGUGUCAUCUGCGGGUGCACACGGGCGAGAGGCCGUUCCGGUGCGAGGUAUGUGAACGAUCGUUCAGCCUCCGGUCUACGCUGGCUGCCCACCGAAAACUGCACGGUGGCAGCGACGGUGGACCGGCGUUGCAGUGUGAAACGUGUGGCCGAAUCUUUACGCAACCGAGUGCUCUGUCCAGCCAUCGGCAGCUGCAUGCCUCGGUACGGCCGCAUUGCUGUGGGCUCUGUGGAAAGGAGUUUGUCCGUCUGCAUGCGCUCAAGAUCCAUAUACUGAGCCACUCGAACGAGCGACCGUACGGGUGUGAAGAGUGCGGUAAAACGUUUGCCGAAAAGCACGUGCUCGUACGCCACCGGAAGACGCACAGUGGUGAGCGGCCGUACGGGUGUGCGGUGUGCGGGAAGUCGUUCAAGGAGCGGUACGAUCUGUUGCGUCACUCGCUUAUCCACAGUGGCCAACGGCCCCACAAGUGCACGGUGUGUUCGAAAAGUUUCGUCCAGUCGAACGCACUCGCCAAACACCGGAAGUGCCACGAGCGCAAUGCUGUUGCUGUUGGGGCCUCCACCGGACGGGGACCUUCGGAGAUGUACGCGGGGCACGCCGAGAGUGCCAAGUGCUGUUAG
Messenger RNA from Anopheles darlingi, 1056 nucleotides. RefSeq names its product gastrula zinc finger protein XlCGF8.2DB-like. The record is from RefSeq and is a predicted model, not a curated record. Gene Ontology annotation, cellular component: nucleus. NCBI's taxonomy places the organism in Eukaryota, Metazoa, Arthropoda, Insecta, Diptera, Culicidae. Gene Ontology annotation, molecular function: RNA polymerase II cis-regulatory region sequence-specific DNA binding; DNA-binding transcription factor activity, RNA polymerase II-specific. The transcript has 3 exons. The coding region runs from base 1 to 1056 and encodes 351 amino acids. Gene Ontology annotation, biological process: regulation of transcription by RNA polymerase II; central nervous system development.